UCCAGUCAGAGGCUGCUUGAAGACAGCCAGCAGGGGCCAUGACCACCCUCUCUCCCGAAAACAGUCUCUCUGCCAGGCAGUCGGCCUCCUUCAUCCUGGUGAAGAGAAAACCACCCAUUGACAAGACGGAAUGGGAUGGCUUCUUUGACGAGAACGGUCACUUGGCCAAGUCACGAGACUUCAUUUGUGUCAACAUCCUGGAAAGGGGCCUGCACCCCACGGUGAGGACAGAAGCCUGGAAGUUCCUCACGGGCUACUACUCGUGGCAGAGCUCCCAGGAUGAGCGGCUCACGGUGGACAGCACAAGGAGGAAGAAUUAUGAGGCCUUAUGCCAGAUGUACCAAAAGAUUCAGCCUCUUCUGGAAAACCUGCACCGGAACUUCAUAGAGACUCGGAACAAUAUCACAUACGACAUUAAAAAACUCUAUGACAAAGACCCCCUGGGCAACGUCCUCAUCGAUAAGAAGAGGCUGGAGAAGAUCCUGCUCCUGAGUUAUGUCUGCAACACUCAAGCAGAGUACCAGCAGGGCUUCCAUGAGAUGGUGAUGAUUUUCCAGCUGAUGGUAGAACAUGACCAUGAGACCUUCUGGCUUUUCCAGUUCUUCCUACAGAAAACGGAGCACAGCUGUGUCAUCAACAUCGGGGUAGGCAAGAACCUCGACAUGCUCAACACCCUGAUCAACUUCCUGGAUCCCGUGUUCGCUGAGCACUUAAAAGGGAAGGGUGCGGGGGCUGUGCCAUCCCUCUUCCCCUGGUUCUGCCUCUGCUUUCAACGUGCCUUCAAGACCUUCGACGAUGUCUGGAGGCUCUGGGAGGUGCUGCUCACAGGGAAACCCUGCAGGAACUUCCAGGUGCUGGUGGCCUACAGCAUGCUGCAGAUGGUGCGCCAGCAGGUGCUACAGGAGAGCAUGACGGGCGACGACAUCCUCCUGGCCUGCAACAACCUCAUUGACCUCGAUGCCGACGAGCUGAUCUCCGCUGCCUGCAUAGUUUACGCUGAGCUCAUCCAGAAGGAUGUUCCUCAGUCGUUAAAGGAUUUCUUUCUCUGAGACUGCUAACAAUGGACAGACGCCCUCCAUGGACAGAAGGAGGUGGUGCUUCAGCUGUGAGGUCAGGAUGAAGUCCAAUGGGCCAUUCGGGUGAGGGUGUAGGUAAUACAUCUGUGAUAACAACA
This is a messenger RNA of Cervus elaphus (red deer), 1174 nucleotides long. It is a transcript of the gene TBC1D21, whose product is annotated as TBC1 domain family member 21. Gene Ontology annotation, biological process: activation of GTPase activity. NCBI's taxonomy places the organism in Eukaryota, Metazoa, Chordata, Mammalia, Artiodactyla, Cervidae. Gene Ontology annotation, molecular function: GTPase activator activity. The transcript is spliced from 11 exons. Bases 39 to 1049 code for a protein of 336 amino acids. The record is from RefSeq and is a predicted model, not a curated record.